Molecule: messenger RNA, 955 nt
Organism: Paramormyrops kingsleyae
Lineage: Eukaryota; Metazoa; Chordata; Actinopteri; Osteoglossiformes; Mormyridae
Source: RefSeq, a predicted model, not a curated record
GUGAAGGAAGUGAAACCACAUGUUAGAGUGACAGAGAAGGGGGUUGAACCACACAUUUCCACAGUCAGAAGUGAGGGCCAGAGGAACUCAGCUUCAGUACCUCUAAAACGCUGGAUCCUUACUGAGCGACACACACAUGCACACACACAGUCUAAUAGCUAAAGGGAUGACUUACCAGCACUGAAGGGAAGUGGCCUUCAGAGCCAUCACCUGCCGAUGGAGAGAGGACACCCCAGGUUCUGAUAUGGAGAAUCCAUGGCCAGACAUCACCCCCUUGGUCUUAUUUUUCCUGCUGCUCUGUGUGGAUCGUGGCAUCUCCGGCCACAUACGCCAGGCGGUGACGGAGGAAAGCCGCAUAAAUCAUCAGAGAUCCCAGCAGCCCUCCGUUCCUCCUGCUACCGUCACACAGACACCGCAGCAUCGGGUGCUGAGCCAGCAGCCUCAGACAUCAGGAUUUGAUGAUGUUUGUCCUGUGGAGGUUCGCGUACCACGGAACACCAUAACAUCAGCUGGAGAAAACUCACCAGUGACACUGCGCUGUCCAGUGAAACACUGCGGAUGGAGACCAGCAGUUACAUGGUGUAAACUCCAGAAUUUUACAGACUGCGUUACUGUAAAUGAAACAGACAACAUUAAAAUACAAUGGAAAAACAAUGAAACUGAGCCAAAUAUCAGCACCUCAGAACUGAUUUUCACACGUGUGUCCAUGGGAGAUGCUGGUCUGUACAGGUGUGGUGUUUAUGGAACUGUGACUGCUGUCAGUCAUACCAUUAAUGUCUCUGUCACAGAUCAAACCCAAGAUAGAAAUGAAAGUUCUGCUAACACAAGUAAGAACCAGAAAGCAGGAACCUGCAUUAAAUCAAACAACAUUUAUUUGCAAAUAAAAAUGUAAUGAAAAUCAAAUUUUGAUAUAGUGAAGCAAAAAAACUCAGUUUUAAUAUAAUAAUUAAUAUAA